Parasteatoda tepidariorum (common house spider) is the source of this 1290-nucleotide messenger RNA. RefSeq lists its product as uncharacterized. The record is from RefSeq and is a predicted model, not a curated record. Lineage: Eukaryota; Metazoa; Arthropoda; Arachnida; Araneae; Theridiidae. Gene Ontology annotation, molecular function: acyltransferase activity, transferring groups other than amino-acyl groups.
AAAAAAAUUACUUUUCUAUAUUAACUAGGAUUAAUAGUUUGAAACAACGCAUAGUUCACGCUUAGCUUGUUAUAGAAAUGUCUAGGUUGAAUUCAAACUUUGUUAGGCGGAUUUUCUUCUUUAGAAAUAUAGUUGAAAGUAAAACUUAUGAAGCAGGACGAAAUUAUUCUGAAGUAAGUAGUAAUUGGACAAUAAGGAACAUCACCGAGGUCGACAUUCCGAAAAUAGCUGAAAUCCGAAAAUCGCCAACUUGUCACGAUUGCUUAUAUAGCCUGUAUUCCUUUCAUAAGUUGGAUCCAGAAGCGAUUAUUGUAGCUGAAAAUGAUAAUGGUAAUAUUAUUGGAACACAUUCCAUGCUAACUUUCGCAAAAGGCUUCUAUACAUCCGGAUUAACGUAUGUUCAUCCCAACUACAGAGGAAGCAAUCUUGCAUUUCAGCUUAUUCGCAAGGGAAUGGAACGACACAGACACAAGAACAGAGGAGUAGGUUUCACCUUCAAACAAUGGACAAAUAUGACAUCACAUCUAAUAGGUGCUAAAACGGAAAUAGGUUUUAAUGUUCAAGAAUACGUUUCCACUGAAAGCAUGCACACCAAUCUUCUCUCUGACAAUCUUCCUGGAGAUACUACUAUCCAUCCAUUGGAAACAAAUCACUUGGAACUCAUCUAUGAUUACGAUUUGCAAGUAGUUGGAUGUGAACGGCGGGCAUUUUUGGAUUUAAGUUUCAAUGAACCCCAUUGCAAAACUUUGAUUGCUUUGAAAAAUGAACGUUGUGUAGGAUUUGGUUCCGUUAAGUUAACUGUUUGGGGAGCCAAACGAGUCGGACCACUUUACGCAGAUGAUUCAAAGAUAGCAGAAGCGUUGUUGAAAUCGUUGCUGGAAGGAUUUCCUCAGGGAAAAGGUGUUGCAGUAGUAAUUCCUCCUGCCAAUUCCGAAGCUUUGAAGUUAAUGAACAAGAGUAAUAUUCCAUUAAGUAAAGAUUUGUAUCAAGUUCAUGAGGAUGGCGUUCCGCAGUCAGAUAUGUUGAAAGUAUAUGCAUUAUUUGAUGUGAGUGGCACAUCAAUAUGAACAUAUUACUUCAUAAAAUUCAGGAUCUAUUUCUACAAGAAAACUUAUGAACAAUUAAGGAACUAUAAGGAUUUAUGGCUCUCUUUUUCAGAAGUAAUUACGAAAGAAAUAUGUGUUUAUUUUAGUAGUAACAAAAGCCUUCAUUUCAGGCUAAAUCUGUGAGAUGAACAUAAUCACCAAAUUCAUUAUUCGGUGGGCGAAAUAAAAGCAAUACACUCUUUAA